AUGGUUGGCACUGGCACCGAGCUUGCCAACCAGGCUGCUGAGCUGGCAGCAGACGGGCAGUUUGAAGCAGCAGCUGCGGCGUUUGAGCAGGCGCUGCGGCUGCAACCUGGCGACGCUGCGCAGCACGAAAUGCUGGCACAGUGCAGAAUGGAGGCGGGGCAGGACGAGGCAGCGUACGAGGCGGGCGCGGCUGCCGUGAGGCUGCGCCCUGACUGGCCUGUGGCCCUGCUGACUCUCGCCAGGGCGGCCCGGAACUCGGGCAGGCUGAAGGAGGCAGGUGCAGCUUACAACCGCUGCCUGCAGGCUGCUGCCGCGGCAGCAGGAGCAGCAGCAGGAGCAGCAGGAGAGGAGAACGAGGAUGUGGCGGCGGCUGCGCGGCAGGAGCUCGGCGAGGUGCGCCAGCUGCUGCAGCUGCAGCUGGGGCACCAGCUGGGCCUGCCUGGCCUGCGCCUGCUGGAGCAGCACGGCACGGAGGCGGGGCCCAGCGGCGUGGUGUGGGAGGCAGGCGCCCUGCUUGCCUGGUUCCUAGUGCAGCAGCAGCAGCAGCAGCAGCAGGCUGGAGGCGGCGCAGCUGGCCCGGGCAGCUGCAGCGGCUGCAGCAGCGGCCCGCCAGGGGAGCCGAACCGCUGCGGCGCCGCAGCCGCCCCUGCCCCGCCCAGCACCCACUGUGGCGCCAUGAUGCGUGGCAGCCGCGUGCUGGAGCUGGGUGCUGGCGGCACGGGCAUUGUGGGGCUGGCAGCGGCCUGCCUGGGGGCUGCUGUCACAGCCACCGACCUGCCCGAGGUGCUGCCUCAGCUGCAGGCCAGCGCCGCGCUCAACCGCGCCAUGGUGGGUGCAGCGGGCGGCAGCCUGACCGUCGCGACCCUCGACUGGCGCCAUCCAGACGCGGCGCUGCUGUGCCCCCAGCCCCCGGCGCUGCAGUACGAUUGGCUGCUGGGUGCUGACCUGGUGUUCAGCCCUGCGGCGGUGGACCCCUUGGCUGCCACUGUGGCUGCGGCGGUCCGGCACGCCGCGGCGGUGGCUGGCGGCGGCACCGGCAGCGACGGCACCCAUGGCGGCACCUCCCUCAAGGUGCUCGUCUGCCACAAGCAGCGCCACGAGGAGGUGGACACGGCGCUGCUGGCGACGCUCAAGGCGGCCGGGGUGGCGCUGCGCGUUGUGCUGCGAGACGCGGGGUCGCGGUGCACCGUGCUUGCCAACGACGUCGCCUGCGUGGCGCUGCACUCCCUGUAG
Chlorella variabilis is the source of this 1233-nucleotide messenger RNA. Its product is annotated as expressed protein. Gene Ontology annotation, molecular function: protein binding. The transcript has a single exon. The coding region runs from base 1 to 1233 and encodes 410 amino acids. Lineage: Eukaryota; Viridiplantae; Chlorophyta; Trebouxiophyceae; Chlorellales; Chlorellaceae. The record is from RefSeq and is a predicted model, not a curated record.